GAGCGGCCGGGCGCGAUGCUCCGUUAGGCGGCCCGAGCUCUUGCGAGCGCGGCGGGCAGGCGUAGCGGCAAGUAGCGGAGCUGGGAGGGCGGGCAGGCGGCUCCCCAUGGCGAGCAGCCGGAGCAUCGAGCUGGAGCACUUCGAGGAGCGGGACAAGCGGCAGCAGCGCUCCGGGCCGCGGCGAGGAGGCUCCGGGUCCGGCGGCGGCGCGGGGCCGCGGGGCAAUGGGCUGGUGCCCAGCCCGGCGCACAGCGCGCACUGCAGCCUCUACCGCACCCGCACCCUGCAGGCGCUCAGCUCCGAGAAGAAGGCGCGCAAAGCCCGCUUCUACCGCAACGGGGACAGGUACUUCAAGGGCUUGGUGUACGCCAUCUCCCCCGACCGCUUCCGCUCCUUCGACGCCCUCCUGGUGGAGCUCACUCGGUCCCUGUCGGACAACGUGAACCUGCCCCAGGGAGUCCGCACCAUCUACACCAUCGAUGGCAGCAAGAAGCUCACCAGCCUGGACGAGCUGGUGGAAGGUGAGAGCUAUGUGUGUGCAUCCAAUGAACCCUACCGCAAAGUUGAUUACACCAAGAAUGUCAACCCGAACUGGUGUGUGAACAUAAGGACUGGGUCCAGUCGGUCCUUGACGUCCUUGACAUCCACAAGGAGCGAAGUGAAGGAGAGUAAAGAUUUCAUUAAGCCCAAAUUGGUGACUGUUAUUAGGAGUGGGGUAAAGCCACGGAAAGCUGUGAGAAUUCUGCUGAACAAGAAGACUGCUCACUCCUUUGAACAGGUCUUGAAUGACAUCACAGAAGCCAUUAAGUUAGACUCGGGUGUAGUCAAGAGACUUUGUACACUGGAUGGGAAGCAGGUAACGUGCUUGCAGGACUUCUUUGGAGAUGACGAUGUCUUCAUUGCGUGCGGGCCGGAGAAGUACCGCUAUGCUCAGGAUGACUUCGUGUUGGAUCACAGUGAAUGUCGGGUUAUGAAGUCUUACUCCCGCUCCUCUGCCAUGAGGCACGCUGCAUCCAAAAGUCCAGGACCUUCACGUCGGAGCAAAUCCCCUGCCUCAGUAAAGAGGGGUGGCCACUCCAGUGCUCAUUCUUCAGCAAAAUCCCCAGUUAAUGGAACCCCAAGCAGUCAGUUAUCCACCCCAAAAUCUACAAAGUCAUCCAGUUCUUCACCAACAAGCCCAGGUAGCUUUCGUGGACUCAAGAUCUCCCCACAUGGUGGAUCUUCUUCCAAUGUGAAUGGUGUACCUGAAUCACUCCGUUGCCAGAGUCCUGAAGGCUUGAAUGGAAACAAGUUCUCAGGGUCAUCUACCAUUCUUGAGAAGUAUAAAGUGGGGAAGGUGAUUGGUGAUGGCAAUUUCGCUGUUGUAAAGGAGUGUGUGGAACGAUCCACAGGAAAGGAGUUUGCCCUGAAGAUCAUAGACAAGGCCAGGUGCUGUGGCAAGGAACACCUGAUUGAAAAUGAAGUGUCUAUUCUGCGCCGAGUGAAGCACCCAAACAUCAUCAUGCUCAUAGAGGAGAUGGACACCCCCACAGAGCUCUACCUCGUGAUGGAGCUGGUCAAGGGAGGAGACCUAUUUGAUGCCAUCACUUCAUCUACAAAAUACACAGAAAGAGAUGGGAGUGCCAUGGUCUACAAUUUAGCCAGUGCUCUCAAAUACCUUCAUGGUCUCAAUAUUGUGCACAGAGACAUCAAACCAGAAAAUCUUCUGGUGUGUGAAUAUUCAGAUGGAACCAAGUCUUUGAAGCUUGGAGACUUUGGACUGGCGACAGUGGUCGAAGGCCCUUUGUACACUGUCUGUGGGACACCCACCUAUGUGGCUCCAGAAAUCAUUGCAGAGACAGGGUAUGGCUUAAAGGUGGAUAUUUGGGCUGCAGGUGUGAUCACUUACAUCCUGUUAUGUGGAUUUCCACCUUUUCGCAGUGAAAACAACCUUCAGGAAGACCUCUUUGAUCAGAUACUUGUGGGGAAGCUGGAAUUCCCCUCUCCCUACUGGGAUAACAUCACUGAUUCAGCAAAGGAGUUAAUCAGUCUGAUGCUACAUGUGAAUGCUGAAGCCCGGUACACAGCAGCACAGAUCCUAAGCCAUCCCUGGGUGUCAGAUGAUGCUUCCCAGGAGAAUAAUAUGCAAGCUGAAGUAACAGGUAAACUGAAGCAGCACUUUAAUAACACCCUACCCAAGCAAAAUAACACAUCUGCUGGGGUUUCUGUCAUCAUGAACACAGCUCUAGAUAAAGAGAGUCAGAUUUUCUGCAGCAAGCGCUGUCAGGACUCUGGUAGAGCUGGAAUGGAGAAAAUUUCUGCAAUUGCUGCUGCAGCUGCUGAUCUUCGUGUGGCUGGCUCCGAGCCCCUCCUCCCUGCUGCUCCUGAGCCACUCCGGUCCCCCAAGCUGCCUUCUCCUGAGCUUGCUGGGGAUCAGCCUGGUGCUUAGGACUGGGGAAAACAAAUCCAGCUGAAGCUCCCCACACUCUGGCCACAGUUUUCUUCAUUUCCCAUGACUGUUUUCACUUCGUGUGAGUCUCUCAUGGCAAGCCCCAGCCAGAUCUGAUCCUCUCUCUCACAGGGGGUGAACGAACCACAUCUUGGAAACAGGAGUAGGGGAAAGACUCUGGCAACAUUAGGUGGUUUUUUAAGUUCUCUAUGUCAGUAAUUAACUCCAUUUCACACAGCCUUAGGCUCUAAAUAGACUAACUUAUGGUGUAGCUAACCAUAUUUUUAUAUGAGCAGUGAGGUGGGGAACAGUUACCUGGCCUCACAUCCACCAGCAGGCCCUGUUCUGUUCUUCUGAUGGGAAUUUUCAGAAAAGUGGGAGAGGCAGACAAGGAAAUAAAACUUUUAUUUGCCUUCUAUUCCAAUGCCUCUAUUUUUAGCCAAGUUUCUACUAAACUUGAAGAUGCAAAUUUUCAUGAAGAAUUUUUUAGUGGACUAACUGUAAAGUAUCAUGAGACGAACAUUUGGAGAUAGUGAGGGAAGGAUGGAUGUUUUCCAUCAAGUUUGUUAUCUGACUUGCAGGCAGGGUAGUGUUUAGAUAAUAUGAAUUUAAAUAAAGUAACUUGGGAUGUAAACAUGAGCAGUGGACGUUUAUUUGUUAUGAAGACUGGAGUGAAGGAAGCCUUUUUGCUUUAGCCACUUUCUAUCCUAACCACAAGUGUCCCAUCCACACCUUUCUCCAGGGUCAGACUACCUGUUAGAUAAAAAAAAUAAAAUUACUUUGGGCCUGUGAAGGGAAAACCUGCUGCAUGUUAUCCAAGCCAUGAUGAGCUGAGCAGCUCCUAAGUCUAGGACAAGCUGAUAGAGGAGCUGCCAUCAAUACCUAUCAGAGGUUUGUCAGUGCUAUCCCCCUAUUCACCUGGUGCAGGCACUGGAAACUGGAUUGGGAAGCAGCUCUCCUUAAUCUGCAGUCACAAAAUAGACAAAGUUUUCUCUCUACCAUAAUGCUUAGUUCAAUAGAGUAUGUAUUCAGCUUAAUCCUUUUCCUUUGCUCGUUCUUAUGAAUUGCUCAUAGUUCAUUUUUUUUCUCUUAGUUAUACUUUCUACUAGAAUUGUAAAAGAAAGACCUGCAAUAAACUUUCUUCAUUAAAAAAAACAGAACACAAAAAGUCA
Messenger RNA from Lonchura striata (white-rumped munia), 3600 nucleotides. RefSeq names its product doublecortin like kinase 2 (gene DCLK2). Gene Ontology annotation, biological process: intracellular signal transduction; protein phosphorylation. Gene Ontology annotation, molecular function: protein kinase activity; ATP binding. Lineage: Eukaryota; Metazoa; Chordata; Aves; Passeriformes; Estrildidae. The record is from RefSeq and is a predicted model, not a curated record.